AUGGGUGAAAGUUCUAGUUCAACAUCUCGUAGCAGUCAGAAUGACACUGAGGAUGAUCGGAUGAUUGCUGUUGUACUAUCAGAAGAGUAUGCCAAAUUGGAUGGUGCAGUUGGCACCCGACUUUCCAACUUGGCACCUGUUCCUCAUGUGCCCCGGAUAAAUUCCUUCAUCCCCAACAUAAGUGAUGCCAGGAUGGAUCACCAGCGUCUGCUUGACAGGCUAAAAAUAUAUGGUCUACGUGAACUUAUAGUCUCUGGUGAUGGAAAUUGUCAGUUCCGGGCGAUUUCAGAUCAGCUGUACAAGUCACCUGAACAUCACAAGUAUGUUCGAAGAGAGAUUGUAAAACAGGUGCAAUGCGUCAGUAUCUGUCAUGUGGAAAAGAUAGAGCCUGUUAGGUUUCUAAUUCUCAAAGAUCAUCGUUCCUUAUAUGAAUACUAUGUCCCAAUGAAGUACACACAGUAUUGCAAGGAAAUGGCUAACUCUGGAGAAUGGGGCGACCAUGUUACCUUACAGGCAGCUGCUGACAAGUUUGCUGCAAAGAUAUGUCUUUUGACAUCGUUCAGAGACACGUGUUUUGUUGAAAUUACGCCGCUGAAUAGAGUGCCAAAGUGUGCGUUAUGGCUGAGCUUCUGGUCUGAGGUUCAUUACAAUUCACUGUAUGCAUUUCAGGGUGCCCCGGUCAGGCAUAAACCAAAUAAGAAACACUGGUUGUUCUAGUAGGAUUUAGACAAGAAACGUCAAGGAGAUAAUUAGAUACACACACACACAUAGAGCCAAGCGUUUGCAUGCCCCUUUCUUUUUGCUUACAUCCACACAUAAUUUAUGUUUUUUUCUUUUAUUUUAAGUGACACAAGAAACAAUUUCACCAAGUAGCAUAGAUACAUGAUUUGUAUUAUUAUCUUGACGUCAUUAUAAUUUUUGGGGGUUAGUAUUGAACAACUUCCAUGGAAGAAAUUGAAGCUUAAUCUAUGGAAUGGGGCGUGCAUGUGUCCUCCAUGUGAGCUUCACAUGAUAUUAGUGGUCUGGAA
This is a messenger RNA of Prosopis cineraria, 1028 nucleotides long. Its product is annotated as OVARIAN TUMOR DOMAIN-containing deubiquitinating enzyme 12-like. The transcript has 9 exons. Gene Ontology annotation, biological process: protein deubiquitination. Bases 1 to 717 code for a protein of 238 amino acids. The record is from RefSeq and is a predicted model, not a curated record. Lineage: Eukaryota; Viridiplantae; Streptophyta; Magnoliopsida; Fabales; Fabaceae. Gene Ontology annotation, molecular function: cysteine-type deubiquitinase activity.